Messenger RNA from Saccostrea echinata, 368 nucleotides. RefSeq names its product CD209 antigen-like protein D. Gene Ontology annotation, cellular component: external side of plasma membrane. Gene Ontology annotation, biological process: biological process involved in interspecies interaction between organisms. The coding region runs from base 42 to 368 and encodes 108 amino acids. The transcript has 3 exons. Lineage: Eukaryota; Metazoa; Mollusca; Bivalvia; Ostreida; Ostreidae. Gene Ontology annotation, molecular function: carbohydrate binding. The record is from RefSeq and is a predicted model, not a curated record.
CGACAUCAUGGAAGAUAAACGGAGAGAAGAAAUAUUGCUUUAUGAACAAUUCUCUUGAGUGGCAGGAUGCCAAGGAUAGCUGCAUUUCGAUGGGAGCACAUCUUCUGGCAAUAGAGACGGAGGCUGAACAAAUAUGGAUUCAAAACGAAAUUUCAGCCUCUGGGAAUGCAUGGUGGAUGGGGGGAACAGAUGCAAAAUCAGAAGGCACGUUUUACUGGGAACACUCAAACAACACAUUGAAUUUCACAAACUGGUAUAAUGGUGAACCAAAUGGGGGUACAGGUGAAAAUUGCCUGGAAAUGUUUUCCGGGGGUGAUUGGAAUGACAAGUCUUGUAAUUCAUUUCUUUUCUAUAUUUGUGAAAAAUAG